Molecule: messenger RNA, 1216 nt
Organism: Anastrepha obliqua
Lineage: Eukaryota; Metazoa; Arthropoda; Insecta; Diptera; Tephritidae
Product: tetraspanin-9
Exons: 6
Coding region: 288-971 (227 amino acids)
Cellular component (GO): membrane
Source: RefSeq, a predicted model, not a curated record
UAAAUAAAUAUUUGCAACAACUAUUUCAAUAAUAUAUAUUGUAAUAUACAAAAAUUGUUGCUCGAAAGGAGUAACCGACGAAACAUGAAAAAGUUAACGAUUUUUAAAACUCAACAGAUUCAUUCGUGAAUGUGCGCAAAAAGCUGAACGCUGUGAGCUGUUUUACCAUUUUUGUUUGACAAAACAAAGAACAAAAAACAAAAACAAUUAAAUCAGGCGAAAAAUUUUUAACCAAAAAUUGUGCAUACGUUUGGAAGAUUUCGUACAUACAUACUUUCGAUUAAAAAAUGGGUUUAGCCAAGGCUACAUCGAAGCAUUUGUUGCUGCUUUUAAAUUUUAUAUUUACGCUACUCGGCAUUGUUCUGAUAGCUUUUGGUAUUUUCGUGUUGGUCAGUGCUGCCAACAACAACGUCGAUCACGGUGAAACUUUAGCCGGUGCACUCAUCAUUGCUUUGGGUGUUGUUAUUGUGGUGAUUGCGAUAUUCGGUUGCUUGGCGGCAAUACACGAGUCCCGAACCAAAUUAAUAGCAUACAUCAUCAGCUUGGUUGUGCUGAUAUUGUUGCAAUUAAUAUUGGCUGCGAUGGCGUCUCAGGGAACCAAGGACGGACUUUCGGGCAGUGUACAUGAUGGUUUCGAGCAGCUGUGGGAGGACGAAGUGAAGGCACCGGGCGCUUUGGCCUACUACGAGGAUUGGCUGCACUGUUGUGGUGUCAAUAGCACCGAUGACUAUCAUCACAUACAACACGACAUACCACGUACAUGUUGCAAGGACCAUAAUUGCCAAAUAGUUGACAAUAUUUACACGGAGGGUUGUCAGGCGAAAUUCGAGGCAUACCUUUCGGGGAAGAUGCUUAUGUUCGGCGUAGUUAGUUGGAUUUUGAUUAUUGGCGAGAUUAUUGGCGCUGUUUUAGCUUGGAUGCUAUACAGUAGUGUGGAAAACGAAAGCAGACGUAAUUUGCGUUGGAUGUAAUAGUAGUAAUGUUAUGUUCUUUUUUAUUGUAGUGAAUUUGUUUUUUUUUUCUUGUUUUUAUGAAACGACAAAUACUUGAUUGCUAAAAAUAAUUGUGUUAUUGUGGUGCUGAAAAGUUUGUACUCUAAUCGUGAUUAUCCGCAUAACGACUGUACCAUAAAUUGUACGUAAUAUUUUUAUUAUUGUUCAAAGUAAGCAAAAUGCAAUAUUAAUACAAAACCUAACUAGUCAAAAUGAAAAAUAAA